UGCCGUCCCCGCUGUCCCCAGGGCGGGGCGCAGGAGGUGCAGGCGGAGAACGUGACGGUGCUGGAGGGCGGCACGGCCGAGAUCACUUGUCACCUCCACCAGUAUGACGGCUCCAUCGUCGUCAUCCAGAACCCCGCCCGGCAGACCCUCUUCUUCAACGGCACCCGCGCGCUGAAGGACGAGCGGUUCCAGCUGGCGGAGUUCAGCCGGCGACGCGUGCGCCUGCGCCUGUCCCGCGCCCGGCUGGAGGACGAGGGCGGCUACUUCUGCCAGCUCUACGCCGAUGACACCCACCACCAGAUCGCCACCCUCACCGUCCUGGUGCCCCCCGAGGACCCGGUGGUGGAGGCGGUGGAGGCGGCGGUGGAGGGGGGGGAGGUGGAGCUGAGCUGCCUGGUGCCCCGCGCCCGGCCCCCCGCCACCCUGCGCUGGUACCGCGACCGCCGCGAGCUCCAAGGGUCGCCGAGCCGGGAGCAGCAGGGGAAGGUUUUCCGCCAGCGCAGCGUGCUGCGCCUGCGCGUGGAGCGCAGGGACCACGGCGCCGUCGUCACCUGCGAGGUCACCCACCCCGCCCUGGGCAGGGGACAGCGCCGGCAGGGACACUACACCCUCGACGUCCAGUACGCCCCCACGGCGCGGAUCCACCCGUCGCAGAGCGUCCUGCGGGAAGGCGACACGCUGGUGCUGACCUGCGCCGUCAACGGCAACCCCCGCCCCACCGAGAUCGCCUGGAGCCGGGGGAACGAGUCGCUGCCGGCGCGGGCGCGGGCGGAGGGCGAGGUGCUGACGCUGCCGGCGCUCGGCCCCCAGGACAACGGCACCUACAGCUGCCAGGCCGGCAACCCCCACGGCCGCGCCGCCGACCACUACGUCCUCGUCGUCUACGACCCCGGGGCGGUGGUGGCGGCGCAGCGGUCGGUGCCCUACGCCAUCGUGGGGGGGAUCCUGGCCCUCCUCGUCUUCCUCCUCAUCUGCCUCCUGGCCACCAUGGUCUGGUGCUCCAUCCGCCAGAAAGGGUCGUACCUGACGCACGAGGCGAGCGGGCUGGAGGAGCACGGGGAGGCGCGGGAGGCCUUCCUGGGGGGAGAGCCCGGGAAGCGCAAGGAGGAGUUCUUCAUCUGAGGGGGGG
This is a messenger RNA of Harpia harpyja (harpy eagle), 1129 nucleotides long. RefSeq names its product cell adhesion molecule 4 (gene CADM4). Gene Ontology annotation, cellular component: cell-cell contact zone. The record is from RefSeq and is a predicted model, not a curated record. Gene Ontology annotation, biological process: regulation of Rac protein signal transduction; regulation of wound healing; negative regulation of peptidyl-tyrosine phosphorylation. NCBI's taxonomy places the organism in Eukaryota, Metazoa, Chordata, Aves, Accipitriformes, Accipitridae. Gene Ontology annotation, molecular function: vascular endothelial growth factor receptor 2 binding.